Molecule: messenger RNA, 3894 nt
Organism: Mesocricetus auratus (golden hamster)
Lineage: Eukaryota; Metazoa; Chordata; Mammalia; Rodentia; Cricetidae
Product: O-acyltransferase like protein-like
Exons: 15
Coding region: 166-2235 (689 amino acids)
Molecular function (GO): acyltransferase activity, transferring groups other than amino-acyl groups
Source: RefSeq, a predicted model, not a curated record
AUGGUUUAUCUGUCCGCUUUGCAGGUGGCUGAGGAGAUGCGGUUUGUUCUUUGCUUGUUAAGCAGUGAGAGACGUCACAUUUACCCCCAACACAUUACAGACAAGGGCUUCAUAAAUAUUGGGCUCUUUGUCUAAGAAAGGAGUUCAGUCGUGGCAGAUUGAGAAAUGAUGGCCCUCACUUUGCUGGCUGGCCUGCACUUUAUGUUACCUUUUGUUUCUCCUGCAAGAAAUAUUUCUCUCAAGUGCAUGCAAGACACUGAUGAAUUCCUUUCUGAUCUGAAUGCGCUGGAGCCCAAAGACUACGCUCUGAGAAUGUAUGACUCGGUGGGGAAGCUUGGAAGCAACGUUCUCAAUGGCAAUGUGGACAGGCUGGGGUCCUACAGCGAGUGCCUUUCCACCCAGGGCCCUGGGGGAAGUUUCCGAGGCCAGUACUGCAAGCUUCAUAUACUGCAGGAUGGAGCAGACUACAGUGUGGGUGUGUGCGUCCCUGAUUCUUGUGGUGAAGAGGAUGUGACCAUGAUGUCUCAGCUGGAUAUUCUAAGGUUCAGAAAUACUUCAUUUUUGGCACCCUCCCUCUCCCUCUUUACAAAAAACUCUUCCUCAUCACCUUGUGAAAGUGUGGCCCGAUGUGCUGCUGGGGUGUUUCUGCUGGACACGUUUGCCACCGUGUGUCUGUCCAUCACCUUGCUAGGCCUUGUCCUUCCUGUGGCUGGGACUGUUUACAUGGUGGCCAGGGGCUGGGGCUUAGACCUCAGGACAUCGCUGGCACAUGGGACUUCUCCUGCAGGUUGUGAGAGUCUGCCUUUGAGAAACAUGGAGAGCAAUGGGCAAAGAAGCAGGAACCCGCAGACCGGUUGCCAAGCUCACCAAUCCCCAUCAGGACACCUGAGCAGAGGAAAAAGAUUUCUAGGAGCCAUGGAUGGAGUUCUACAGUGCUUUUCUUGGCAAAAGAACAUGCCAGCCAUCUGUACUCCAGAGCUGCCAGGACGCACCUGCCAGACACUCAACGGGAUCCGAGUCCUGAGUCUCCUGUGGAUUGUCUCGGGACAUACUAGUCAGAUGACUGCUUGGCUGUCUUUGGAUAAUGUGCUUGAAUGGAAAGCCAGAGUGCCUGUCAAUCCGUUGUACCUCUACUCUCGGAGUGGUCCAUUCUAUCUCGGGGUGGAUACCUUUUUCCUGAUCAGUGGUUGGUUAAGUGCAAGGUCAUUUCUAAAGAUGCAGCAGAACUCAAACAUGGGAAUAACCCCUACAGUCAUACUCAGAUACUUUCUCAAGCGUUUUACAAGGUUGCAGUUUCUUCAUCUGUACUCAGUGUGUUUGCUGGUUGGACUCUUCUCUUUUGUCCCCUGGGGACCUGUCUGGGAAGUUCCACAGUUCCACUGGGAUAACUGCCGGCAUGUCUGGUGGACGAACCUGUUGCUGCUGAAUAACUUCGUGUCUGUUCAGAAAGCCUGCAGUGGCUGGACUUGGUACCUCGCCAGCGAUUUCCAGUUCCAUCUCCUGACACCGUUGGUCUUCUUCGUCUACAGAAAAAAUAAACGUGUCCUUGUCCUCCUCGGGGCACUGCUGUUCCUGACAUCUUUCACUGCUACUGCUCUGCUCACAUUGGCUUAUAAACUUCCUGUGGCAUCUCCAUCAGCAGCCAGUGAAAAGGAAUCUGCGCUGUAUUUCUCAGAGUAUUACACCAAGCCCUACUGCCGGUGCGGCCCGUUUCUUGUGGGCCUCUUCCUGAGCAUGUUCAUGCAUUCAGAUCACCCUACAAACGUUCUCAAGACUACGGUGCAGGCCGUGCUGGGCUGGACUUUCUCUCUGCUGACCCUGUUUGUAGUUGUCGCCUUGGCAUACGUAGUGGAUGAUACCUCUCCAACCUCUUCCACGGCCACUGCCAUCUAUCAAGCCCUCCAUCGGACCCUGUGGGCCGCCGCUGUGGGCUGGGUCAUCUUUGCCUGUCAGGAAGGCUAUGGAGGUCUGGUGAAGCGGGUGCUUUCUUGUGGCAUCUGGCGUCUCCCGGCUGCUAUCAGUUAUGCCUGCUACCUCUCGCAUCCCAUUGUGAUCAUUCUCUAUAACGGACUGCAGGAGACCCUUAUUCACUAUACUGACACCAAUAUGUUCUAUCUUUUCUCUGGACACUGUGUGCUGACCUUCCUCUGUGGGUUGGCCCUGACGCUGCUCAUCGAGCAGCCAUGGCAGCAGCUGAAGUGUGGCCUGUGGGGACCAGCGCCUGCUGGGCUGUGAGCAAUCCAACUGAAACCCGAGAGAACCACAGCCCACCUGCGAAUCCGAAUGUGAAUCUGAUUUUGUGAACAUUUAUCGUGUACAAUGUAUACAGAUAAACUGUGUUCACUAUAAAAGCAAUUCUAUCAUGAUCUCUCUCUCUCUCUCUCUCUCUCUCUCUCUCUCUCUCUCUCUCUCUCUCUCUCUCUCUCCCUCCCUCCCUCUCUUUCUCCUUCUUCUUUCUUUCCCUCUUGGCUUGGAUCUGACUUUCAGUGGGCCAUAGUGUUAAAGCAUUAAAAUGGAGGCCAGGUCCAAACCAUAAAAAAAAAAAAAACCAGGAAGUCGCCGUCUUCCUCCUGCAUGACCUUGGCUUUGCUUGAUUUGAAAGCAUCAGCAAAAUGUAAGUUGAACUACUUCUCAUACAUUUGCAUAUUAAAUAAAGAAUGAAAAAUUAAACGCAACCAAUCAGAAGUAGACAAAAAAGCUUACAUAACUAGGAGCUCUUCAAUGGGAAGAGACCAAAUAAACAACUGUGGAGCUGUAACCAGUCCCAUUGGCUUGGCUUCCAUGCCACCCCGAUGAGCUUCCAUGUGAAAGGCCUGGGCCACACUGGGUUUGGAGCUCCCCGGGAACUAUUAGCGUUUGCUCAGAUAAACUCUACAGCUUUGUUGUGCCUCAGAUGACAUUUUAGCAUUAGGCAAUUACCCAAUGUAAUGCACAUAUCGUAAUUUGAAUCCUAAAGCUCAUGUGGUUUAUGCGGAAGGCUGUUAUCCUCACCAAAGUCGUGUCACAUAGCUGUCUACAUGUGUUAUUGUAGAAACAACCAGCUUUGUCCACAUAUUGCUAUGAUGCCUGAUAGAUUAUAACUUUACCUUGGGUCCUCAGGGUGCUGUGACCCACUAGCAUUUAUGACCCAUGAGACUUUGUCAACACUGGCUUUUAAAAGUUAUCUUUCCUAAAACAUGGUCCUGCCAUGAAUUGAAUUGUGCCCAUUCCCCUGAAAGAUCUGUUGAGGUUUUAGUCCCCUGUGCCCCAAAAUGUUGCCUUUUUAGAGAGAGAUUUCCUAUGUUAAAUGAGGUCUCUGAGACAUGAGGUCCCAAUUUAAUGUCUAGUGUCCUUAUAAAAAAAAGACACACACACACACACACACACACACACACGAGGAAGAUGAUAUGAAGACACUGCACACACACACACACACACACACUCUCAUGCACACACACAUUGACUCAACUAUACUCACACAUUCAUACACAUACUCUCACACUUAUACACACUCACAUAGUACACUCAUAACACGUAUACACAUGUACACAUAUGUGUGCAAUAGGCAUUUGGCUGCCAGCAGCGUGAGGCAGACGACUAUUUCUGCUGUUUUAAGCCAUUUAGUUGUAGUAUUUUGUUACAGCAGCCUUAGGAAGCUAUAGUGGUCCACUUAGUCUACAGAAGCUACAUUUCAUGAGUAGAUGGCUGAAGCUGCAGACUAUCAACCCCAGUAUGUCUGUUUUUCUGUAUUCAUACAUGUCUAUGAUAACGUGUAAUUUGUAAAUUAGGUGAAGAAAGAAAUAAAUAAUAACUGAUAGUAACUCAUAGUAGGAUGAUUAUAAUAUACUGCAAUAUACUAAUUCUAUAGCUAUGUAAACAAUACUUUGCAAUAAAUAUUUUGUGACUGCGCCCCUA